This is a messenger RNA of Miniopterus natalensis, 1479 nucleotides long. The record is from RefSeq and is a predicted model, not a curated record. NCBI's taxonomy places the organism in Eukaryota, Metazoa, Chordata, Mammalia, Chiroptera, Miniopteridae.
AUGGGCAGUAGCCCUGAUCCCUUGCUCUGCCUUCUCCUCCUCCUCCUGCUCCUGAGGGCUGUGGGGGGCCAUCCUCCUCAUUGAAAGUUUGAGUACAAGCUCAGCUUCAAAGGACCAAGGCUAGCAUUACCUGGGUCUGGGAUGCCAUUCUGGAGGCAUCAUGGAGGAGCCAGCUUGGGCCUGAAGGAAGUGCAACUGGUCCCAUCCGUGUGGAACUGAAGCGGUGCAGUGUGGAGCAGGGCCCCUGUCCUCUUCUCUGGCUGGGUGACCAGGCCAGGGCACCAGGGAGUCCAGGUCAUGGUUCUGUGGCACACCCAAGAGCAGGGGCGAAGUCAGCUCUGUUUGGAGAAGCCUGCCUUGAGGGAUGGCAUUGGGAUCCUCUUCGACCCCUCAGCCCAGGAUACCCAGGCCUUGGGUCCUGUGUGGCCCUCCUGGACUCCAAGUCCCCACAGAGAGGGAGCCAGCCAGCUGCUGGGCUCUUGCUACCACGACUUCCGGAACUGGCCAUACCCCUUCAGAGCACAGCUCACCAAAGUUUCCCUGGGGUCUCAGCAGUCACCAGAAUCCUGCCUGACAGGAGUUCUUCCCUUCCCUUCUCUAUCCCACUUUCCCGAUGACCAUAAUGUCUUGUCCUUUCCGACCUUCGGUCUGAGUGAGCCAGGUCCAGAGGCUCCACUGCAGCCUUUCCUGGAGAUGGAGCAGCUCCACCAGGCAAGGCAGCUAGAAGGGCUACAGGCAAGGCUGGCCCUGGGCACCAGGGAAGACAUGAUUCCAAAGCUGAGCUCCAAAGACCAGGAAGAGGGGGAAAGAAUCUUUGACUUGGAGGAAACAUUGAACAGACACAAGCAGAUCCUGCAAGGUCUCUCUGAGCACUUGGCCCAGGCUAAGAGACAAUGGAAGUAGCAGCUAGCAGCUGGGGUGCCUAGUCAGGCCAGGCCUAAGGGAGCCUGGACUCACAUGGCUUCAAGCGCCCAGGUCUUCUACCUGCCUGUGGGCAUCAAGCAUCAUUUCUUAGAGCUGGCCCAGAUCCUGGGCCUCCUGCAGAAGGACCUUUGGAGCCCGCAAUGUCAGAAAGCAGCAGACAAGGACCCCUGCCCACCUGGCCUGCCCCCAGGGCCCACCUCAUGCCUGCAGCCCAGCGUCUUCCUGUUCUUCCUCCUCAUUCAAACUAUAGGUUUCUUCUACAUGCACUUCAGGCAGGAGCUGGACAAGAGCCUUUAGGACUGUCUUAGCCUUCCCCUGAGUCCUGCACCAUGCAUCCUUAUGGCUCUGGGAGCUCUGAGGAGGCAGCCCCUCUCCCCCAGCAUGCAUGCAUGCGUGACCUACCUCAAAGCCCUGAAGGAGUGUCUAUUUCUCUUCACUGGGAGUGGAUGUGUGAAGCUCUUCAAGCAGCUGCUGGGGCAGCAAGUUGGGGAGAAGUAUGAGGUAGGGCCCGGGGCUGGAUUUUUGCCCCUCCCUGCUUCCCUCUGGGAAGAGUAG